Molecule: messenger RNA, 1476 nt
Organism: Staurois parvus
Lineage: Eukaryota; Metazoa; Chordata; Amphibia; Anura; Ranidae
Source: the annotation of a GenBank genome assembly
GAAGUGAGACAAACGAUGACUCAGUUUUGGGAGGAACACUCACGUGAUGCAACGGUGGAAGAGAUGAUGCUGGAUUCAAGUGCUGCGAUUCUCUCAAAGGAGGAGAAGCCAGAGAUCAUAUCAUUGUUGCCUUGCUUAGAUGGAUUGAAUGUGUUGGAAGUUGGCGCUGGCAUUGGGCGUUUUACUGGCCAUCUAGCAAAACUGGCCAACCAAGUCACUGCUGUGGAUUUCAUGCAGAACUUUCUUGAGAAAAACCGAGAGGACAACGGUUACCGUGGAAACAUCACCUUCCUGCAGGCUGAUGUCACCCAUUUAGAAUUUCCUGAUAACAGUUAUGAUUUUAUCUUCUCUAAUUGGCUCUUCAUGUAUCUGAAUGAUACUGAGCUAAUGGCACUGAUACAGAAGAUGUUGGGAUGGCUGAAGCCUGGUGGUUAUCUCUUCUUUAGGGAGUCCUGUUUCUUUCAGUCAGGGGAUGCUGAAAGAACAUUUAACCCUACAGUUUAUCGUACCCCUGCUCUGUAUAACCAUCUGUUGACAUCAGUCACUUCGAAGUCUGGAGACAAUGGUUUUGAAAUUGUGAUGUCAAAGUCUGUGCAGACAUAUAUUAAGAUAAAGAAGAAUCAGAACCAGGUCUGUUGGCUACUGCAGAAGGUCCCCCGGGAACCUGAUGGUCACCAGGGCUAUGUGACAUUUCAGAAGUUUCUGGAUAAUCAGCAAUAUUCCCGAAGAGGAAUCCUCAGAUAUGAAAAGAUAUUUGGGGAAGGCUUUGUGAGCACUGGAGGGCUGGAAACCACUAAGGAAUUUAUUUCCAUGCUGAACCUUAUUCCUGGUCAGCGGGUCAUUGAUGUUGGUUGUGGCAUUGGUGGAGGAGACUUCUACAUGGCCAAGACGUAUGGGGUGGAAGUCCUGGGGAUGGACCUGUCGUCUAACAUGGUAGAAAUUGCCAUGGAAAGAGCCAUAACAGAGAAGACUCCUCUGGUCCAGUUUGAAAUUGGAGAUGCCACACGACGGAUCUUCCCAGAAGCAUCAUUUGAUGUGGUGUACAGCAGAGACACCAUCCUGCACAUCAAUGACAAGAGAGCCCUCUUCGAGAGAUUCUAUUCCUGGAUAAAACCUGGAGGAAAACUCUUGAUCACAGAUUAUUGUUGUGGAGAACGGCCAUGGUCUCCCGUAUUUGAGGAAUAUGUGAAGCAGAGAGGAUAUAUUCUGUACACACCUGAAGAGUAUGGACAGUUCCUAGAGAAGGUUGGAUUUGUAAAAGUUCAAGCUCUGGAUCGGACUGAACAGUUUGUACAAGUUCUGAAUAAAGAACUCACAAGGACACAGGAAAUAAAGCAGAAAUUCUUAGAGAGUUUUUCUGAAGAGGAUUACAACUACAUUAUUGAUGGGUGGAACGAAAAACUUCAUCGCUGCAGUUUAGGAGAUCAGCGCUGGGGUUUGUUUUAUGCUGAGAAACCUCUGGAGAUUGUUGCCUAA